AUGUUUACAAAUGAACUCAUGGGUCGACAAGGACCGGAAGGCUCCAUACAAACAGGUGCCUUCAGAGGAUGGCGCACCGCAGACGGUUCAAAAGUUCUUCGUAGAAAUCUUGGCCCAGCAGGUACUCUUUUGCAAAUAUCUGAUAUCGAUGCUGCCAUGGCGACCACCGAUUUUCGACAAGUUCUCGUUUACACAGCUCCUAGUCCGGACACCUUGAUCACCUUGACUCCCGUUGAUCUUCGAACUGGUCGAGCGGGCGCCAGUAAUUCUUCCAUUUGUCCCGAUCGCGUGCCAGAGUAG
Messenger RNA from Necator americanus (New World hookworm), 300 nucleotides. RefSeq lists its product as uncharacterized. Lineage: Eukaryota; Metazoa; Nematoda; Chromadorea; Rhabditida; Ancylostomatidae. The record is from RefSeq and is a predicted model, not a curated record. The transcript is spliced from 3 exons. The coding region runs from base 1 to 300 and encodes 99 amino acids.